This is a messenger RNA of Daldinia decipiens, 1129 nucleotides long. RefSeq lists its product as uncharacterized. Lineage: Eukaryota; Fungi; Ascomycota; Sordariomycetes; Xylariales; Hypoxylaceae. The transcript has 2 exons. The record is from RefSeq and is a predicted model, not a curated record. The coding region runs from base 174 to 983 and encodes 269 amino acids.
ACCAUGUGCCUGGAUAGCAUACCUACCUCAUAAAGACUAAGUCCUAAAUAUGGGACUGUUUAGUUAUAUUUUUCUAACCUAGAGCAUUGUCCUAGACCGUUGAUAUUCUAUGUAUUUUCAAUUUCUAACUAAGAAUUAUAUUUACACUUGCCGCCUUGUUCAAUUUGCUCGAUAUGGAUAUGAUCGGAUAUGCCGCAAUUGCGAAUCUCAUGUCAAAUUCAUCUGACCUUACCUUACUUCGUAGUUUCUCAUCUCUUAACUAUCAGAAUAUUCUGUACCUCCAGGCCGAAUUGACGCAUCUAGAACAGUUAUGGCGAGAAAAGGAGGCGGAAAUCCAAAAUAGCACAAAGGAAGAUAUGAGAGAGAGGUCCCCUCAUGACUGGGCAGAACUUCAGAAAGACGCAGAGGUUUGGGCCCAAUUUUUACAGCUGAGAAAUAAAUUGAAGGAAUAUAACGAGGCCUUGAUCCAACAGCACACAGUUGCACAUUUCGAGAAGCCGUCCAAGCGGAGUUUGAAAGUCUUGAACCACAUCUUAGACGAUAAUUCAAAACGUGUCUUUCUAAUUGGAAAGGAAUGCACAACAUGGUCUGACGCAGAAAUCUCAAGUGACCUUGUCACUGUCGGUCCUGUGGAGAAGCUUGACAAGAUUUCACUAUUUUUAGUGGAAUUGUACCUCAGCUUGAAAUAUAAGGCGCUUGGAACUUUUUUCCAAGAGAGUGAUGAUAUCGUUCGCUUUGAGGGUAGCCAGCUGCUUCUCCCAACCAAGGUUCUAAGCGUUGUGCUAUCUUCACUGUUACCUAUUGCAGCUAUAUCGGUUCUAUAUCUCGUACAGUCGAUGUGGAGAAGACUACUCAUUUUGGCUGCUUUCACAUCCGCAUUCUCAUUGGUAUUGUCGUUAAUCAAUGCAGAUUCUAAACGGUCUGAAUUAUUUUCUGCUACGGCUGCAUAUGUUUACAUGCCGUUUAAAUUAGAUAAAUGCUGAUAUAAGUUAAAGCACCCUUACGGGGGCUACCUUAAUGGGGGCCACCUUAAAUUUUUAAACUUUUAAAAUAAAUACCUUAAUUUUAAUUUAACGUUAUUUAAUUAAAUUAAAUUUAAUUAAUUUAUAAUUUAUUAUAUUUUAACGAC